ACAGGAUAGAGCGAUAGAGGAGGCGAAUGAAACUCCUCGCAUACAACGACCACGACGGAGAAGAAGAAAAACUGGCGAGCUCGCAGCUCCGGACAUACUAUUCUGUGGCAGCAGAAAAAGACAUUUUUCGUUCAAAUUCGUCUAGUUUUCCUAAGUUUUGCGUGACAUCGAUGCAGUUGCAGUAUAGUUACGGUGAAAUAUUGUGAUAGUUUUUAGUGUUGAAGGGUUUUCGCGAGGAAUUUUCAAUGCUAAAAUUCGUAGCAGCAGGAGGAGACUGAGCGAAAAAAAAAUAAGAAGUCGAUACACAUACGAGGAAGAAGAAAAGCGGCCAGAGUGAGUGUGUGAAUUUAGAAGAGAUUCGACGAGCCUCGAUUCAAGAACAGAGAAAAAAUAUAUAUUUCUGGAGAAGAAAUAUCGGCAAACCUUCAAUGGGUCGGAACUGGGAUUCGUGUUUUUUGAGGGAGAUUUCGCCAGUGAUGGCGGCUGAUCGAUAGUUGUCGAAAAGCCGUGGGCGUGUAAGUGGACCAACUGUUAUCAGCAGGUGAAUAUUUGGCGCUGGCUCCUCAAUGAAUUUAAUUCCUCUUAGCGUACUGUUGCUACCAUACGUGCCAAUAAAAAAUCUUCCACAUGUGUACCCAGCAAGAAUUUUAAUAAAGCAGUACUUUUUUACAUUUUAUACUUCCAAUCUGGUUAUUCAGUCUUAUAGCCGUUUAGGAUUUUGUUUUGCAGAACACUGUGGAGUACAAUGAUUCACCCUUUUACCGAAGGGCAAGUGCGAGAUUCGGUGAUCCGCCCGUGCUUUGUCAUGUGUAUCAAACAAGAUAGAAAUCUGUGGCUGUGAAGCAAAAAUUAAAAAAAAAUCUCAGGGCCUUUUAAAUGUACGAUUUUCUGGUAAGUGAGCUGUGGCAACGAAAUACUAAGUCUUUUUACUAGUGUGGUUACAAGGCAGAUGAAGAAAAUGGUGACGAAGCUCUGAAAAACUUCGAGUGUGGAUGGAAACCAUUAAAAACACGUAGGGAAGUGAAACAGAAAAAGGCUGCGAAGCUAGCGGAGGAAAAGUUGACAGAUUGCGAGUGUAUUUGCGUUGGUGUUAGUGUGUCGGUGUGUAUGUGCGCGGCAGUGAUAUAGGGUUUACUGCUGGGGAGAAUCGAUUUUUCCCUCGGCGACUACGUUGGAGUAGGCCUAUAUUGCAGCCAGCGAUUCUCCCUUCAAUGGGGGAAAUCCUCGACUGGAAGGAUUUACUGUGGAGGGGAAAGCAGCAGGAAGUGUGAAACGGAAGCAAACCAGAGUUGGUGGUAGAAACAGAAAUUCAUCAAGCGGACACGUACGCAUACAGAACCGCACAGAUGUGACCCCAACCUCGCCGUAAUAUCAUCAUGCAGAUUAAUGGGGACGAUAGCUCACGCAUUCGCAGUUUAACUCCUUGCAUAGGCAGAAACCCGAUAUUCGCUAGUUUAUUUAAAUUAUCGACACCAUAGUCCGUGCAGAUAUAUAAGCAGACUUUUAUAGUCCAAUAUGACACUCGAUAGAAUCCAGACGGUUCAACACAUCCGUCUAUAAGUCUGAGGAAUCACGUAGCAGUCAAAAUAAUUAAUUGAUAAUGUCCUCUUCCAGUGAAAAUUAAAGUCGCGGUAUAGCGAUUCACCGAGGGCUGAUGAAUAAAACGAAUAUCAAUAAGAAAAGCAACGAACAUCACUCGAGUCGGACAUUCCACGGUGGAAAAAGAGGAAAAAAGGCGAGCUACACUCACACCAAUAGAACCUACAUACGGUUGUAAUCUCGCGCUGGAGCAAAACAAAUUAAAGGUAUUAAAUAAGUGAGAAAGAGAGAGAGAGAGCACGAACCGCAGACUGAAAUCCUACACACAUUCUUAGUCGUUCACCCUGCCACAUAUCUUGUGAACCGCGCGAUCGACUGCGGCUUGCGCCACCGAAGGGCUCUAUCAAAGCCCAGUUCCGUUUUGGUUCAAGGACCAUGUAUAUUAUCAAUCCCACCAGCGGCAAGGAAAUCCCAAACAGUUAUCCAACCAGUUCUAGCGCCGGAAGCAACUCGUCAAACAGUAGCAGCAGCAACAGCAUUAUCAAUAAUGCUAGCUCACAUCAGCAAGAGAUUAUCAGCCAAAUCCUGACAAAAUGUGCCACGAUGACCGAUGAAGUGGCCACCAGUGGUACAACCGCAGCUACCACCGUCAAUGGUACCGCGACUAUACUGCUUUCUCCGUCGCACCACCACUCCCAUCACCAUCAGUCACUUCCUGCCGGAGUUUCGCCCCAAUCGUCGCCUGCUUCCACGUCGUCCAGUGCGUCGUCUCCGACGGCCGACGGUCCCCAACAGCUGCAGGCCAGUUUUGGCACAACCGGUCGGGAGAAAACGCCUGCCGCGGGUAAGCCCGGUGGCAGCGGAGCGGCGGCUGGUGGACAGAAUGGAACGUCGGCUGCUAGCUCAAUAGGAAUAUCUUUCGGCGCAGACGGGACCACUUCGAAGCACGCUCAUGGCACCGGAAGUGGCGGCAAAGUUAACGGCAACGGUACUGCAACCGUCAGUGCCACCAACGCUUCUGGUGGUCGAUUGCAAUUUUUCAAAGAUGGUAAAUUUAUUCUGGAGCUGGCACGCGCCCGCGAGGGCGAAAAAACCAGCUGGAUCUCGGUUCCUCGCAAAACUUUCUGGCCACCGACGGUUAGCUCGACCAGUGCUAACUUUCACAAGCACGAAAGCUCGACUUCACUCAGCUUUUCGGACGACAACAGCUCGAUACAGUCAUCGCCAUGGCAGCGGGAUCACUGCUGGAAGCAACCGAAUCCUCGGCCAAACAUUUCCAAGGAAAUGGCUCUGUACUAUCACCGGCCGAGUUGUGUUCGGUUCAAGCUGUCGAAGGAUGUAUUGAAACGUUUGCGGCUAAAGCGAAGACGGCCCUACGAACAGCAGCAUCCGACUGAGGGUGGGGCUGGCGGUGUAGCACUGAACUAUGAGAUUAUUAGGGAUAGGCAAUUACAACCGUCAGACGAUGUGGAAGAUGAUGCAAUGGAUCUGAAGGUGAACGGAAAAGUUGCCGAAAAUGCAACGAACGAUAAUGAUCAAAAUAAUGGUCAAAGUAAAACUUCUAACGGACUGGGUACUGCUAAUGGAACGAGAGAUUUCAGUGUAAGACGCUUUAGGGGAAUGCUAAAACGAAGGAAAGAGCUGGAUUCGAUUGUGCAACAUUUGAAAAUUAGAGUAGCAACUAAUUUGGGUAACACGACGCCACGAAUACCGGCAGCAGCAGGUUUGCGGAGUGUCUUCAGCUCUUCCCACCAACAGCAUGUUUCACCACGCAAAAGAAUACUCAGAGAGCUGGAGAAGGUUUCGCUGGAGGACAGUAGUACUAUGAAGAGAUCUCGCCCUAAAUCAGGUAGUAAUAGCACUGUGAUCACUGCUACAACCGCAACACCUCUUGCUCCAGUCACCAGUAAUGGCACCGGCUCUAGCGGAACCUGUAGUGGUAAUAGCAACAGCAAUAACAGUGGUAAUAUUGGUAAUAACAAUAGUAAUAGCAACGGUAAGUUGACCAACGGACUGCCAGCAACACCGAUUGCAGCGGAACCACGCCACACAGCAACAAUCCCAACGACGCCGGUGUCACGACCAAUAAGUAGUUACAGUAUAACUUCGCUGCUCGGACACAACUCAUCCAGCGAAAGCAGCAAUCGUCCUAAGCAGCUGGAAACAAAUCCUACAACUAGUCAUCAUCCGUACCAGCAUCCGCAUUCUUCUCACUAUCAGUAUCUUGGCAAGGACGUCAUAGCCGCUCCAAAGUCUCCCUCCGAUACGCAUCUAAGUCAGAGGUACUACGGCAAGAAGAAAUCUCCUAGUUAUGGUACACAGAGUGCCGCAUCUCCGAGCUCUGCGACCGAAUUCGGCGCCGGCUAUGGCAUGGUCCGCUCUCCAGAUCUCAGUCCUAGCCCAGAACAUCAAACUCACAGUAGUUUCACGCGCUAUAGGCAGCAUCCCUAUAGUAUACAUCCCACUGUUUCAUCACCCAGCAGCAGCUAUUCCACUGUAUCAAGAUGCUCGCCAUCGCCAAGCACAAACGAUUCAGCCAGUUCUCCGUACAGUGGCAAUGCAAAAUAUCGUGCAGCAUAUCUGGCAUCCAGUGGAUCUCCACCUUCUUCGACCGCCACUGCACCGGGCUCGGCCAAUUCGCCACAGCAUUACUCGAGACAGUCUCCACUAAACUUUGCGCGAUCGCCUCCUCCAACACAUCAAUCAAAUUAUUUGCCCAAUUCCAGUCAUCGUCCUGCCGGUGCAAAAGAUUCUCCCUCGUCGCCUCGAGCUUCCCCCAGCGUGGAAUCGGUGCGCGGCGCUACAACCACUCCCACCUCAUCCAGCUCAUCCGCACCUACCAUCCGAACUGUCCCUAAAAAGACGGCUGCUCUGCGGCAGCAAUUCGGUUCCCCCUCUUCCUCUCCAUCAACGAUAGACCAACCGAAGCGGGAACGAUCGAAUUCCAAUGCAUCUUCCACAUCCUCCGAAGUAAGCCGAAACACUCACUACAAAAAGGACCUGGAUUAUGCUGAACGUUUAGCUUCUUCGUCCGAUGUGGUCGAUGGUCAUUCAGUUGCCACCUCCACAGUGAUACGUCCCAGUACGGUCAUUGCUUCACCCACCCCGCAUCACGCGGCGAUGGCCAAUCCAUUCUAUAUGUACCCGCCACAAAUAGCUGCUUCGCUGAUUGCUGCCCAGCAGUCCAGUGCUGUUCCCUUCCUGCCGGCCUCACCGCUGACUUCGUACUACCAGCACAUGUACAACCAGGCAGCGGUCGCUGCAGCCUAUCGAAACCCUCUUUGGAUGCACUAUCAGGGGUUGUCACCGCAUGCCGCUGCCGCAGCGGCUGCAGCAGCAGCAGCUGUGUCGCCGCCAAGCGGUGCACCGCCACCUCUCGUACCAUCGUCCUCAUCUCCAGCUGGUCAAUCCAGCAACAACCGUGACGCACAACAACGGGAUUCCAGUCGAACACAUUCCACCAAUCAUCAGCAAAACGCCAACAACAUUGUCAGUAGCAGCAGUUCUCCUUCGCCGUCAAUUGCCGCCAUGAACUACAGCGCUUCUGCGCUGGCCUCUUCCCCUCACCAUAUUCAUCCGCACCAGCAGCUCCAGCACGGGCAGCAUCCUAGACUUUCGUCACCGUGGAGGGUUCCGGUAUCAUCAUCCUCGGCACUAACGCACGACCCUGCUGCCGGAACAACGCCUCCGUCGUUGAUGAGCUCGUCCUCGUCGGCGACGGCUUCCGCUACCGGCAGCAGCAGCAGCAGCAGCGCGUUGGGUGGCAUGAAGGAAGACCUCGGGGCAGAUGUUCCGCUGAAUCUGUCGAAACACUAAAACAAGAAACACAGCGUCGCUGUUGCACUGAAGAUGAAGAUGUCCACCAAGGAGGUAGGUUGACAUCUCGGAACUGAACGCACUGCAAACAUCGAAAGAAUUGAAGAAAUUCACGACCGUACCAGCAAGAUUUGAAAACAGAGGAAAAAUAAAGCUUAUGUUAAAACAAAACAAUAGGAUAGGAUUGAUGGAUCGAUGAGAGCUACGCCUAGCGUACAAUGUGUCGCACAUUUGUGUCUGUUUUGUAUGUUGUUAGAGUGAUUUGUCAUACAUUAGUAAAACAAGAAGGCAGACGGAUAUAUUUCCGAGGUUCGAAUAUGUGUAUUUUUAUCAGCGAGGGGUAAGCAAACAAACAAUAAAUCUAGCCGUAUGCUUUUUAGUGUUGGUGUGAUUCCGCAUAACUAUACCUAAUGUUUUAAGAAUUCAUAGUUUUGUAUAUGAAGAGAAAGAGAAUGAUUAUACUGCGUCGACACAGAGGUGGGUCCAGACUACAAAACAGACUACAAACGAAAACCCAAGGUUUUUAACUAUUUUUCCGAAUAUUAACAAACAAAACAAGAGGAAAGCUAUUUUUGCUAAGAAUUGUAAGAAAUUAUUAAAAGAGGAAAUUAUAUACAUGUAACAUAUAUACACUCAUCUACAUAUACACGUACAGAAAUAUUAUAUAUACAAGAAAGAAAAGAAGAAAAAAAAACAAAUCACUUUCAGGCGUUUUGCGGAUGUAACAAUUUCUUAGGCAGUGUUUUCGAUUCGGUACAUUUUAGUACUGAAGCAGCUUGCAUACUAUGUAGAACUAAAGAUGCAGAGAACGUGAGUCAAUUAAAGGAUUCAUGCGCACGCAACCCGCCAGACCAUAUGAUAAGGGAUCCGAAUUACUCAACUAAACGAACCAUUGCGUUACGCUAUCUCCUUCGCAUUGGCAUCAACGUGAACACAAUUCCUCAGCCAGUUCAGGUUACGAACUAGAGCACUGUAAUUUUAGGUCUAGCGAUGUGUUUUUCUCUAAUCCUUCGUACUAUGUACCUUUCAUUCUCUAUCCUUCUUCCACUUUGCUCUAGGAGUAUUCUGUCCAAGCUCGCCAGAAUAAUGACUCGGAAGAGAUACGUAAGUGAAUCUCAGUCUCUCACCAAUUAGAAGUUUGUGUUUAAGAAUUGUCGUAACUGAAAAUGUAAUAUGUAUAUUCUAUUAUAGACUGAAACCUUAACUUUUAGGAAGUUGCGUAACCUAAGUGAGAACGAAUAAGCUUUUGGGUGUGUGGGAGAUGAUAAUAAUAGGAUGAGUUUGCUUCCAACAUUCAAAGACAUGGAAAAACGAACAAAACAAAAAUAACAUUUAUUAUAUAUCUGUAAAGAUAAAUCUAACAAAUCAAACUAUCGGAAAUUCCAAAACAAAAAAAAAUCAGCCAAUCAAACACAACAUGGUGCAAAUGCAGAGAUCCAAAAUGUGCAGAAGAAAGAUAGCGAAAAAAUAUUUUUAUACAUCGAAAAAAGCGAAGAGAUUUUUCGGCAAGCAAAGAUUUUUUUACAACCAGUUCGUUAAAAGAAGUUUUACUAAAAUCGUAGAGAAAAAAGAAACACAACUUGUCUAGAACAAACCAACAAAACAAAAAACGAGUGUGCCUUUUAAAACAUCAACAACAUCAAAUAAAAAAAAACUACACAAAUUGAUCGAAUACAAGAACACUACAAUUAUAACGGUAUAGAAGAUCUUGUAAGAAAACCAAGCAAAUUAAAAAGACAAAACGACGAUAGUCAGAUCGCACUAUAAACUGAACUCAGGGGACGCGGGAUUUCAGUAUGCGCCUAUGAUAGAGCUACAACACACUUUCCUAAUUUAUGAUUGUCUGGGUUGAUAUUUUGGUCGACGGUCGAUUGGUCGAACGGCUUUGGCUUUGACAAAUCCUUGAGCAGAGGAAAUGCUAGAAGGUGUUUGGGCGAAACAUUCCAAGGCAUACAUAUCUACUAGACAUCUUCCACCAUUUCCGCUCGUAUUUCCCCGGUGUAUACAAUGAAGCAUUUCGCGAAAGUUUGCUGCCGUCAUUUACGUUUAGAUAAUUUCACGUGAGUGACUUAUCGGGUGAAUGACGUCACCAAAGUUCGAAUCAAUUGAUACUUUUAGUCUUUACUAUGUCUAUUUUUUUCUAGAGCGAAGGAAAAUAGAAUUUUUUUAGAAAUUAUACUUACAAUUUCAGACGUUCCUAUAUCUAUAAUGUAUUAGAGGAAAAACGAUGUGGUUUGACUAGAUAGUUAUUUGUUUUUUUACGGUUUAGUUUAAGAAAAUGAAAAGUUUUUAUUCAUUUCACUGAACCUCUGCUAGUUAUUGCAGAUUUUCAGUGAAACGAAUUCGACUUUUUGUUAUUUUCGUCAUUUCGCACUCGACCAAAGUAUCAUUCCAACUUUUAAUAUUCUCAAAAACUUUUCCGGCAGAACCUCUGUUUGCAGAUUGGUACCUACAUUACAAAAAAAUAAAACGGCACUAAAUGGGGUUAGAAAGAAAACUAAGUAGGCGUAACUUUUGAACAAACAUUUCAUGUUCAGAUCACAAGGUCGGAAAAAGUAUCUCAAAAGUUAUGCUUGCAAUGUUUUCCAACAAAAAAUAGGCAUACACAUUUUUUACGCACACCGGUACAUUCCAAUGGCAAGCUGACUAUUAUAGCUCACGUAUAUUUUCCAUCGCGGAAAUGAAAAGCAUUUACCUAUAUGCGAAACCACAAAUGCAAGUCGCACAGCAAAUCAUAACAGGAUGAGAUAAAUGCUUCAUUUUGAACUAUACCCAGCAGCUCUUACCUAUCAGUCAAACUAUCGGGUCUAGCAAAACGUUUUUCCAGAAAAAAAGCUUGCAGAACUGAGCGUUUUCCAAACCGAAAUAAAUUGUAGCUAGAGAGCAAAAACACAAAAAAGUUAAUGUAUUCUAUUUCUCUUUGAGAGCAAAAUUUGUAUAAAAUUGUUUGAUUAAUAUAUGAAGUGGUAAUUUAUUUAAUUUAUUUUCGCUAUCGAAUCAAAAAGAGACCCAAUUUUUCGUAGAAAGAGAGAGAGACAGUAGAGAACAAACAGAAUAAAACUCAGUUCGAAUUUCGUAAAUUGCACAUAGCUAUGCCGGCCAAUGAUCAAGUCGUUGUACAUAUUGUUUCUCCAGUUUAUCUUCGGACAUCCGUUCACGCUCGCUCACCAUCAAAACUGGUAGGUUUUAGCAGAGAAUGGAUGGAUUAAUAUUUUGCUUAAGCGAAAACCAAACUGAGCACUGUAUAAACAACUUUUAUGUUAGUAUUAAGUAACCGCAAGAUUUCACUGUAAAAAAACACUUAGUGUGAUGAACUGAGUCUAGGACAUUCGAGCACAUACACAUGCACGCACGCGCGUCCUUUAAUAUAUGUUUGAAUUUAUUGUAGUCUGUUUUUACACCGGUAUUUCGUUAAAACGAAUCGUCCCUUUCGUGCGACCGGGACGUUAGCAAGUUUUUCCGAAUACAACCUCAAUACACACAAUCUAAUCAUUAAUCCGUAAUUUUUCUCUUAUUCAGCUUUGUAUUAAACUGACUCCAACCAACACCAUUCAUUCACUUAUUCAUUCAUUCAUCAUCAAAUACAGUUAAUCCGGUACACUAUUCACUGUAUCGUGCAAAUAAAACCGAUAUUCCUAUGCAAUCAUCUAUCACUAAGAUCAGUCCUGCUGGUACUUCUAUUACCUAUUAUUACAUUAGUCAGCUGCUUUAUACGAGUAAACACAACCAUUCGGCAGAAACCAAUGCAUUUCAUUUUUCUAACGAUCGAGAAAAAAAAACAAAAAAGACAAAAAUCGAAUAACAGAAAAGAGACUUUACAAUCAACAUCGGAACGACGCGAAUACACGGUCACAAACACACACACUCUAUUGAACAGAUUAAUUAAUAAAUGUACAUUCAUUUCGAUAAGCCUAAUCACAUUUAGGGUAGCCAACAACGCGUCAAGACAUAAGUUGCAAACGGUAGGAUUUCAUUAGGUAUUUGUUUCAGCUGUAAGUUAUUGUAUUAUGAGGUCUUUUUUAUUUAGUUUCCCAAUUGUAAAGGAGAAUAUUUUAUUUUAUAAUUUUUUUUUGUGAACCAGGAUUGCGGAAGCAACGAUUGCCACGAAAGCCAAUCGCUGCUCAUCUUUUGGGUGAAGUUAUUCUUUUCUAGGCAAACGCUUAAUUAAUAUAUAUAAACAAGGAAAUAACCGGCGUGGGCAAAUAAACAAAAAUGAUUGUCAGAAAGCGAACUACAAACGUGGAAAAACAAAAACAUGAUGAGAAAAAUCUAUCUACAAGAGUAGCUGUACAGUAUUUUUCAUAUAAAUAUAUUUUAUUACUCGUAUCAAUUACAAUUAUUAUAAAAAGUAUAAUAUAACAACACAAGAUAAAAUGGAAGAAAUAAAACAGAUUAAA
This is a messenger RNA of Sabethes cyaneus, 9752 nucleotides long. It is a transcript of the gene H, whose product is annotated as protein hairless. Bases 1975 to 5355 code for a protein of 1126 amino acids. The record is from RefSeq and is a predicted model, not a curated record. The transcript has 4 exons. NCBI's taxonomy places the organism in Eukaryota, Metazoa, Arthropoda, Insecta, Diptera, Culicidae.